AUGGGCGACGCAUCUAUCCUCCACAUGCCAACUGCCCUCAUCUUUGGCGGCAACGGCAAAACCGCCCGCCAGCUGACCAGGAUCCUUCUGGACGCCGCCACGCCGUACACCGUUUUCAGCGUCAUCCGGAACCCGGACCAAGCCCCGGACCUCAAAGCCAUCGGCGCCAAGCCCCUCGUUCAAGAUAUCGCAACCGGCUCCGAGGCCGAUUUUAUCAAACUCAUUGAGGGAACCCGGCCCGACGUGGUAGUGUGGGCGGCCGGCGGCAAGGAUGCCGAAUCCGCCGCAGCCGUUGACCGAGACGGCGCCAUCCGCGCCAUGGAUGCCCUGGCCAAAGCCAACGUCAGAACUAAGCGCUACAUUGUCAUAAGCGCCCUCGACGUCCGCGACCGCGACAAUAAGCCCGUUCCGGACUGGUACACGGAGGCCGACGAGAAGCUCAGCGACCGCAUGUGGGGCAUCAUCGGCCCAAUCUUGCGGGCUAAGCUUGCCGCCGAUACGGAGCUGAGAGUAGGAAACGCAGCGAGGGGGCUCGACUACACCAUCGUGAGACCCGGUGGCUUGGGCGAAGGUCCCGGCGAGAACAGGAUUCGGGCCGGCAAGGUGGGAACCGUGGGCAUCAUCCCUCGUGAAGAUGUUGCCAGAGUGAUCUACGCAUCGAUCCAAAAUGACAAGACUCACGGACUUGCGUUCGACGUUUUGGGACCUGGAGAAGGCGACUCAACAGUUAAACAAGCGGUUGCGAGGGUAGCCAAAGAUGGUGAAGACACCUUUGAGGGUUACUACUAG
Messenger RNA from Colletotrichum karsti, 789 nucleotides. Its product is annotated as NAD-dependent epimerase/dehydratase. NCBI's taxonomy places the organism in Eukaryota, Fungi, Ascomycota, Sordariomycetes, Glomerellales, Glomerellaceae. The record is from RefSeq and is a predicted model, not a curated record. The transcript has a single exon. Bases 1 to 789 code for a protein of 262 amino acids.